Bombus terrestris (buff-tailed bumblebee) is the source of this 757-nucleotide messenger RNA. Its product is annotated as peptidyl-prolyl cis-trans isomerase NIMA-interacting 4. The record is from RefSeq and is a predicted model, not a curated record. Gene Ontology annotation, molecular function: DNA binding; peptidyl-prolyl cis-trans isomerase activity. The transcript has 5 exons. Bases 307 to 687 code for a protein of 126 amino acids. NCBI's taxonomy places the organism in Eukaryota, Metazoa, Arthropoda, Insecta, Hymenoptera, Apidae. Gene Ontology annotation, biological process: rRNA processing.
CCAGUAUGAACCAGAGUCGCAAGAUUGCGCAUUUCUCCUUUCGUUGUAUAGUCGUUUCUCUCAUUACAAGUACUAGAGACGAAAUUAGCGAACAAUGCAGGCAUUGAUCACCAGAGGCCCUUACUCGCAAUGUCUAUCUUUCAACAUUUUUAACACUGGAUUAUAUACUGGUGAUCGUGGCUACAACCACUCUCUACAAGCACUCUAAAUAUAAGCAAUGAUAAUAACGAAGUUAAAUUUCAACUACGUAUUGUGUGAUUAGGUUAAAUUACAUUUUAUACCUUGACCCGAAUAAGAAAUUUAACUAUGCCUCCAAAAAAAGGUGGAAAUACUACAAAAACAAAUAAAAUUAAAGCUGUAGAUGGUAAUAGCGGCAAAGAAGAAAAGAAAGGAGGAAAUGCUGUGAAGGUUAGACACAUACUUUGCGAAAAACAAUCAAAAAUUCUGGAAGCAUUGGAAAAGUUGAAAGCAGGAGGAAAAUUUAAUGAAAUUGCUGCUAUAUAUAGUGAAGACAAAGCAAGAUCUGGGGGUGACCUUGGAUGGAUGACUAGAGGAUCAAUGGUUGGGCCCUUUCAAGAAGCUGCAUUUGCAUUACCAAUCUCUUCUAUUAGUUCACCAAUCUACACAGAUCCACCAGUCAAAACAAAAUUUGGUUAUCAUAUUAUAAUGGUAGAAGGUAAAAAGUGAAUAAUUUAUAAAUAUGUAUAAUACUAGAUAUUUAAUGUAUAAAUAUACAUCCAACUUAAUUAAUUACAAA